GUUCCAACACUAAUUCUUUGGCCGUACCUGCCGUGGGUACUGUUCCUCCAACCUGUGGAAAAGACCUACUCAAUUCGAAUUCUAAGCUAUGAUCCGCUGAUGAUAUAUGUUGUUGGGUUUCUUUCGUGGGCAGAAACAAUCCACCUCAUCCAUCUUGGAAACCCGCUGUUUGAGAGAUCAACGGUCUGCGUUGACGGCGAACAAGAAAUCGACGAGGAUCGAACCAGCAGUACCGCUUAUAUUCCCGACGAAGACAUUAUCGUUCAGCGGAUCAUCAGACGCGCCUCCGAAAUCCAAGGCUACACAGACGGGGAUCACCAUGAAUCGCUACAACUGACGCGAUAUGGCGCCGGCCAGCUCUUCCGUCCCCAUGUGGAUCCUCUCGAGGACAGUAGCAAUGAGACAUCAACACAUCGACUGACAACAAUUUUCGCAAUCGUCGAAGCGACGUGCAAUAGGUGUGGGACUCAAUUCCCAAAUCUUCACAUCAACUGGACAAUGGAGGAUCCAAGCUGGUGUCAAUAUGUAGAGUGCGAAGACACCGAGCGCCUCACAGUCAAGGCUGUCCCCGGCAACGCGUUGUUCUGGAAGAGCUGGACGAACGCGAGGAGGCUUGAUCCCAGGAUACUACACGCUGGCUUACCUCCCGAAAGCGGUAUCAAGACUGGUCUUAAUAUCUGGACUCCUGGAUAGAUACACCUUGUCCCUGUAAUUAUUUUUCUUCACUUGCUUAGCUCUAUGACACUUUACACCUGACACAACAUGAGAUGCAAUGU
Messenger RNA from Colletotrichum phormii, 776 nucleotides. RefSeq lists its product as uncharacterized. Lineage: Eukaryota; Fungi; Ascomycota; Sordariomycetes; Glomerellales; Glomerellaceae. Gene Ontology annotation, biological process: peptidyl-proline hydroxylation to 4-hydroxy-L-proline. Bases 100 to 693 code for a protein of 197 amino acids. Gene Ontology annotation, molecular function: L-ascorbic acid binding; iron ion binding; procollagen-proline 4-dioxygenase activity. The transcript is spliced from 2 exons. Gene Ontology annotation, cellular component: endoplasmic reticulum. The record is from RefSeq and is a predicted model, not a curated record.